Salvelinus fontinalis (brook trout) is the source of this 2091-nucleotide messenger RNA. Its product is annotated as ciliated left-right organizer metallopeptidase. Lineage: Eukaryota; Metazoa; Chordata; Actinopteri; Salmoniformes; Salmonidae. Bases 1 to 2091 code for a protein of 696 amino acids. Gene Ontology annotation, biological process: proteolysis; cell adhesion. Gene Ontology annotation, cellular component: membrane; cytoplasm. Gene Ontology annotation, molecular function: metalloendopeptidase activity. The record is from RefSeq and is a predicted model, not a curated record. The transcript is spliced from 15 exons.
AUGAAGCUAGUAGCUGUUAGAUCUACUGCUGAUGUCAUGUCAGUCCAACAGAUCCAUCUCUGUGAUCUCUUCCCCGAGAUGAGGCUUCUGUGGAAGGGCGGCUCCUGUGGAAAGGCUAUGAUUAUGCCUUCACCCCCCUCCCUCGGCAGGCCAUGGGUUUGGAUGGUGGUGGUGGUCAUAUGGCUCCCUGGUGCUCUGGAGAAGUGUAUCUUUGAUGAGGUUCAGCAGUCGGUCACAGUGGUCACCACACCCACUGAUCCAGACGGACCUCACCCUAAGACGACGGCCAGUAGCAAUGUUGGGCAACAGACUCCACUUACUGCUUCAGAGGACACAGUGGCUCCACCCACAAACCAUCCACAGCCAAUCAGGAUCCGUACCUGGGUUCCAAGGGAUAGCCCCGCCCUGUCUCAGGUGGAAAGCAAGAGACUGGAGCCAGCAGUCAGGGAGGCUGCGGGCAUCGUGUCCAGCUUGCUGUCAGUAAACAGAGUCCCUGGUCAUCUGCUGCUCAGCAGAGACAUCAACAAGUACUGCAAGUUCAUAUGGAGGAAUGCCAGCUCUGCCAACUAUAACAAGUGUGGCCGAGCCAAUGAGAACUACAGGACGGAGACCUGUCUGGAUGUCAUUAUCCCAGAUGAUCACCUGAGUGGUUGUUCAGUGUACUCAGAGCCUGAUGCACCAACCAUGACUGUGAUAAGGCCUGAGGGGGCGGGACUUCCUGACACUGACUUCCUACUUUACCUCCACGCACAGAGCACCGACAAGUGUCGAGCGAAGCCCGGUGUGUUGGCCUAUGCAGUGCACUGCCAGACUGACUCCCAGGGUCGACCUCUGGCUGGAGUGGUGGUCAUCUGUAGGGACAGACUGACUGGGGAGGGAUACAGCCACCAAGGCACUGUGCAGACAGUGAUCCACGAGUUGUUCCAUGCAUUGGGUUUCUCCAAAGAACUCUUCAGCACCUGGAGAGACUGCUCCUACUCACAACAUGAGACGGGUCAGGUCAGGAUCUACACCCAAUCAGUGAUCAGAGCCCUGCAGGACCACCUGUUAUCUACUGACCCUGAGCUGGGAGGACCACUGGAGAACCUGGAUGUAGGUUAUAGGGGUCUGUCCUCUCAUUGGGAGUCCAGGGUGCUACAGGGUUCCAUCAUGGCUGCAGCCCUGGGGGAUCCAGCUGUGGUGCGUGUCGACCCGGUCACCCUGGCCGCCCUACAGGACACGGGCUGGUACUCUGUCAACCACAGCCGAGCACAGAGCCUGGUGUGGGGAAAGGGUGAGGGAGCAAUGUUUGGAUCACUGUCCACCUGCCAUGACAACUCCUCCUCAUUUUUCUGCACAGGCAGUGGUUUAGGGUGUCAUUAUCUUCACCGCCACAAGGGGGAGUGCCAGACUGACCCUCACCUGGAUGGGUGCCGCAUUUACAAACCUCUAAUGGUGGGUCUUCUGCUCUUAUUUACUUCCAGUGCGUGCUGGAAAGAGGAGAACGAGAGAGAGACUGAAACAGAGUGGAGUGGAGAGUUGUACCGUAUAGACAGCCGAUGCUUCUUCUCUAACCUGAGCAGAGAGAAUGUCUCCCUGUCUGUCAGUGACUCUGUGGUGGGGCGUUGUUAUAGACACAGGUGUACUGGGCUGAACCGGUAUCAGAUACAGGUGUCUGGCUCUGACUGGUUGGACUGCCCAGUAGGAAGCACCAUUGAGGUGACAGGAUACAGGGGGUUAGUUGCAUGUCCUGACAAGAGGUUGUGUUAUUACCCUGACAUUGGUCUCUCCAUCGACAACCAGGACCCCCACUCUCCAGCUGACUCUACUAAAGGCACAGUGACUACUGAGAACGAUCCCCUGUUACAUCAGAACACAAUCCCUGACCCGAGCCUGACCUUUGACCCUGACCCUACUUGUGCAGAACCAGGGGUCAGUACAGACCCCACCUUGGCUCCAGUCCUGGGGGUCAGUGCUUCUGUCUGUCUCCUGGCUGCCCUGAUGGUGGCCCACAGGAGGUAUCGCUCCUCCAGAGUCAGGGUUAAUGCUGCCCCUGAGGCCCCCAGUGUGCUGCAGUUGCACUCGACCCAAAGGGAUUCAAAUAACUGCUGA